AGUUAAUAGCGGUCAAGUAUUGAUUUAACCAAACGGAAUCUACAAAUCAAUUUAGCGUAGGCGCUUACUCAAGAACGCAAUAUCCAAUUGGACGACCAAAUGUCAUGAUAAACGCCAUAGGCACACUUUUCAUAUUAAGUUUAGCGUAUCGAGUGACACUCGGAGACCUUUCCUCGGGGACAACCCCGGAGGGAUGCCAACAUUUUAUUAAAUUAGACUACAGUCAAUUGACCUUUGAUUCUUGUCUCCGGAAUUCAAUUGACAACGGAACAUGGUAUCAUUUUGAAUCACAUUCAAUAGAAGAUAGCUGCUAUGAAUGUGAAAGUGGACUUGCCCUUAUGGGUAGACAUCCAUCAGCUAAUGGUUAUAGUAGAAGCAAACUAGGAUUAUCUAAUCCAGAGAGAGGGUGCUUUCUAACAGAGUAUGGAGUAGAAGUUUUAAAUUGUCCGGAAGGUUUCAUUUAUAAAUUUGAAGAGCUUCCAGCAUGUUCUAUUAAACAUGAACUUUGUUUAGUUGGACCUAAGAGUAGAGUGAAACGAGGUAACCCAUCAUCAUCGGCUUCUUCUUCUUCAAGUUCCUCGUCGUCUUCACUAUCCUCAUCAUCGGCAAGUUCAACAGUGCACUCGUCAUCAUCAACUUCUGUUACGCCUGCAGAGAGUUCCUCUGACAGUUCCUCCAGUAGCAGUUCAACAGUAACUAGUAGCCCGACAUCAUCAUCAUCGUCACCGACAGAAUCAUCGUCAUCGUUAUCGACGACAGAAGCUUCAUCGACGUCUUCGGAGGGAGCGGAAAGUUCUUCAUCUUCAACUUCAUCGCCAUUCAGUUCAACAGUAACUAGUAGCCCGACAUCAUCAUCAUCGUCACCGACAGAAUCAUCGUCAUCGUUAUCGACGACAGAAGCUUCAUCGACGUCUUCGGAGGGAGCGGAAAGUUCUUCAUCUUCAACUUCAUCGCCAUUCAGUUCAACAAGUUCUGCUACGAGUCCUACCUCCAGUUCGGGCAGUGUUACCUCAAGUUCGGGCAGCUCAACAACAUCGGUCGGUGAAGAAUCAUCUCCAUCAACCUCCCAGACCACAACCAGCCAGACCACAAGUUCUGUCUCAUCAUCAGAGACGACGAGCAGCUCAGUUACAUCAUCCAGUAGCUCAACCAGUUCCUCCGGUGAAGAGAGUUCUUCCUCAUCUUCGUCUGGAGGAAGUUCGUCUUCAUCAUCUAGUAGUAUAACCUCGUCUUCAACGACGGCAGGAUCAUCUACUUCAACCACAACUCUUGAUGGAGAUGAGACAAGCUCUGAAUUCAGUUCUUCGUCUUCAUCAACUUCAACAACGACAACAUCAUCUCCAUCAAGUAGUUCAACAACAGUAAGUUCAUCGUUUCCACCGGAUGAGGGAAGCUCUUCAUCGUCAUCAUCGUCGAUAACAUCGUCCAGUUCAUCUACAGUUACACCAACAACAUCGAGUAGUACAACGACGAUAAGUUCAUCAUCUCCUCCCGACGAAGGGAGCAGUUCUUCGUCGAAAUCGUCAGUGUCUUCAUCGACCUCGACGACAACACCAUCUACAUCAAGUAGUUCAACAACAAUAACUUCUUCGUCACCACUGGAUGAGGGAAGCUCUUCAUCGUCAUCAUCGUCGACAACAUCGUCCAGAUCAUCUACAGAAACAAAAUCGACUGAAAAGACAUCGUCUACUGUUAGCUCAUCAUCUUCGCCGGUUGAAAUAAGUAGUUCAACAACACAAGGUUCUACAUCCACUUCAUCGUCGACUAUUAGUUCUACAUCAGCAACUGAAGAGUCAUCUACUUCGUCAUCAAGUUCAACUACUAUAACCCCAUCUACCCCAAGUAGUUCAACGACAAUAAGCUCAUCAACUUCCCUCGAUGAAGGAAGUAGUUCUUCAUUAACGUCAGCAAGUCCAUCAUCAAGUUCAACUACAGUUAGUACUUCAUCAUCACCCGAUGAGGAAAACAGUUCUUCGUCAAGCUCAUCGUCAAGUUCAACUUCCGUAACACCAUAUACUUCAAGUAGUUCAACGACAGUAAGCUCAUCAACUUCUCCUGAUGAGGGAAGUAGUUCUUCGUCAAGUUCAUCAUCAAGUUCAUCGUCAAGUUCAACUACAGUAACACCAUCUACUUCAAGUAGUUCAACGACAGUAAGCUCAUCAGCUUCUCCUGAUGAAGGAAGUAGUUCUUCUUCAAGUUCUUCUUCAAGUUCAUCAUCUAGUUCAUCAUCUAGUUCAUCUACAGUAACAUCAUCUACUUCAAGUAGCUCACCGACAGUUAGUACUUCAUCAUCACCUGAUGAGGGAAGUAGUUCUUCUUCAAGUUCAUCGUCAAGUUCAUUGUCAAGUUCAUCGUCUAGUUCAACUACAGUAACACCAUCUACUUCAAGUAGUUCAACGACAUUAAGCUCAUCAACUUCACCUGAUGAAGGAAGUAGUUCUUCAUUAACGUCAUCAAGUCCAUCAUCAAGUUCAACUCCAGUAAGUACUUCAUCAUCACCCGAUGAAGAAAGCAGUUCUCCGUCAAGUUUAUCGCCAAGUUCAACUUCAGUAACACCAAAUACUUCAAGUAGUUCAACGACAGUAAGCUCAUCAACUUCUCCUGAUGAAAGAAGUAGUUCUUCGUCAAGUUCAUCAUCAAGUUCAUCGUCAAGUUCAUCAUCUAGUUCAUCUACAGUAACAUCAUCUACUUCAAGUAGCUCACCGACAGUUAGUACUUCAUCAUCACCUGACGAGGGAAGCAGUUCUUCUUCAAGUUCAUCGUCAAGUUCAUUGUCAAGUUCAUCGUCUAGUUCAACUACAGUAACACCAUCUACUUCAAGUAGUUCAACGACAUUAAGCUCAUCAACUUCACCUGAUGAAGGAAGUAGUUCUUCAUUAACGUCAUCAAGUCUAUCAUCAAGUUCAACUACAGUAAGUACUUCAUCAUCACCCGAUGAAGAAAGCAGUCCUCCGUCAAGUUUAUCGCCAAGUUCAAUUUCAGUAACACCAAAUACUUCAAGUAGUUCAACGACAGUAAGCUCAUCAACUUCUCCUGAUGAAAGAAGUAGUUCUUCGUCAAGUUCAUCAUCAAGUUCUUCGUCAAGUUCAUCAUCUAGUUCAUCUACAGUAACACCAUCUACUUCAAGUAGCUCACCGACAGUUAGUACUUCAUCAUCACCUGAUGAGGGAAGCAGUUCUUCGUCGACGUCAUCAAGUUCAUCAUCAAGUUCAACUACUGUAACUCUAUCUACAGAAAAAACAUCGUCAGCAAUAAGUUCAACAUCGUCUUCCAUUGAAGAAAGCAGUUCAUUGUCAACUUCAUCAGUUUCCCCAUCGAGUUCAAGCACAAUAACCUCUUCGACGGAGAAGACAUCAUCAACAAUAGGCCCAACAAUAAGCUCAACAUCAUCCCCAUCAUCAAGCUCCGAAGGGAGCAGUACUUCAUCUCAAGGUUCUUCUUCUACUUCAUCGUCGAUUACGAGUCCUUCUUCAUCAACGUCAUCAACUCCAACCAUUUCAUCGACUCCAACAUCGGUGACUUCUUCGACAGAGAUAACAUCAUCGACAUCUUCUCCAGUUGAAACAACUUAUUCUUCUUCAACGUCUUCUUCUUCAUCAUCGAGCUCAACAUCACCAAGCAGUCCGUCUCCAUCACCUUCGUCAUCUUCUCUACUUAGUUCUACAAGCACUAGAGGGAGUAGUACUUCAUCACCAGGUUCUUUAUCUACUUCAUCGUCGAGUACCAGUUCAACAUCACUACUCGUAGAAGAAAGUUCUUCUUCGUCAACUUCAUCUACUUCAAGUACAGUGACACCAACUACAGAAAUAACAUCAACGACAGCAAGUUCAUCAUCUUCAUCGCUUGAAGACAGUACGUCUAGUACGCAAACAUCAUCAGUUUCGUCAUCGAAUCCAACCUCGGUGACUUCUUCUACGGAGAUAACAUCAUCGACAUUAAGCUCAACAUCAUCGACUCCAACCUCGGUGACUUCUUCGACAGAGAUAACAUCAUCGACAUUAAGCUUAACAUCCCCAGUUGGAAAAACUAAUUCUUCUUCAACUUCUUCAAUUUCAUCAUCGAGCUCAACAACACCGAGCAGUCCAUCUUCAUCACCUUCGUCAUCUUCUCUACUUAGUUCCACAAGCACUAGAGGGAGUAGCACUUCAUCACCAGGUACUUCAAGUUCAUCAACUUCAACGACGUUAACACCAUCGACAUCAACGACGAUAAGUUCAUCAACUCCACCAGUUGAAGAAACAUCUUCUUCGGCGACUUCGUCGGGUUCAUCAUCUACUUCGACGACAACAACACCAUCUACAUCAGGUAGUUCAACGACAAGAAGUUCAUCAACUCCCCUAGUCGAAGAAACCUCCUCUUCGGCGACUACGUCGGUUUCAUCAUCUACUUCGACGACAACAACACCAUCUACAUCAGGUAGUUCAACGACAAUAAGUUCAUCAACUCCUCCAGUCGAAGAAACCUCCUCUUCGGCGACUACGUCGGUUUCAUCAUCUACUUCGACGACGACAACACCAUCUACAUCAGGUAGUUCAACGACAAUAAGUUCAUCAACUCCUCCAGUCGAAGAAACCUCCUCCUCGGCGACUACGUCGGUUUCAUCAUCUACUUCGACGACGACAACACCAUCUACAUCAGGUAGUUCAACGACGAUAAGUUCAUCAACUCCCCCAGUCGAAGAAACCUCCUCUUCGGCGACUACGUCGGUUUCAUCAUCUACUUCGACGACGACAACACCAUCUACAUCAGGUAGUUCAACGACAAUAAGUUCAUCAACUCCCCCAGUCGAAGAAACCUCCUCUUCGGCGACUACGUCGGUUUCAUCAUCUACUUCGACGACGACAACACCAUCUACAUCAGGUAGUUCAACGACGAUAAGUUCAUCAACUCCCCCAGUUGAAGAUAGCACGUCUUCACCUACGUCAUCAAUUCAUUCAUCGAGUUCGACUACGGUGACACCUCCGACAUCAAGUAGUUCGACGACACUGAGCUCAACAUCGUCGCCAGGAGGCCCUUCAACGUCGACUUCUACAGUUUCGUCGUCGACAAGUUCAUCAACACCUGAAUCGUCGUCGUCGAGUACACAUUCGUCGACACCUAUAAGUUCAACCUCCUCAACCGGAAGAAUCACUACUUCAACAACUCAAUCGUCACCAAGUUCUUCUUCCACAACACCGACGGUAGACACCUCGUCCUCGACAUCAAUCUCCUCUACAUCCUCAAGGGGAGUGGAUAGUACCUCUUCUUCAGCAGUUUCCUCUAGUUCCACCACGGGUUCAUUGUCGCAGACAUCGAGUACGGCAUCGAGUACUGUCAGCUCAACAACAACCCCAGCAACAACUUCCUCAUCGACGUACCAGUCUUCAAGUACAACGCCGGCUUCUUCAUCCAGUAGCAGCUCUUCUACUUCAUCCUCGUCUUCAUUCUCAUCGUCCUCAUCGACAAGACCUGAUGAAGAGACAGAUGGUGAAGGGGAAGACAGUGAGGGUAAUGCAUUUGUUGAUAUUCUGGUCAUUGCACAUGACAAACCUCUGUACGGAAUUGUUGGAGGAGAAACAAUACUGACUUGUGUACUGACCAGCGACCAAGAGAAGAAGAUCUUUUGGUACAAGGACGACGAAGGGCAGCAAGGAGGAGCAACUCAGACAUCAGAGACGAAUUAUUCCGACGACUUUCAAAUGGAUGUUCACACAGUUACCAGUGUUAUUCCUGCAACCAGUACUGGACUCUGGAAAUGUAAAUUUGCUGGUAACCAGGAUUUGGAAGAGUCUGUUCCAGUCUACAUUAUUGAGCCUGUUAUUGAGGCAGAGGACAUCUUCCAACGUAAAGAUAAGCCUGUUACUAUGACUUGCUUCGCACCUAAAGAGUCUGUGGUUUCUUUCUUCAAAGACGAUCAACAGAUGACGAAGGAAGGAGUAGAUGAGAUAUUUGAACAAUUAGUAGACACAGAACAACGUGAAAGUAUUGAGUGGAUCAAAUACGAGAAGGUCAUAGAAUUCGCUCGACUCGAACAAAACGGAGUUGUCUACUCCUGCAAAGCUGAGUUUGAAAACGACCAAGUGGUUGUUGAUCAUAGCUUCACCCUGGAAAUAGCAGAUGCAGUUGUACUCACGACCAAGCCUGAGACGGAAGCAUUCUUUGCCAUUGGUGCAAGAGUGACCAUCACGUGUCUUGCCAAUGUGGAAGUAGUCGGUGGCAUGACAUGGUACAGGAAGAGGCUUCCCAAAAAUGUCUUAAUGGAAGCUGAGGCUGGUGUUACAGAGCUCAAAACUGGAGUAACAGCAGGUGUCCCAUACACAGAGUUGACAUUUGUCUCGGCUGAAAAGUCAGAUUCUGCCUCCUACUUUUGUGUAGCAGAGGAAGUAGAGAGUCCUGAGAUCGCUCUAGAAUUCCAUUCCGUUGAGGUGGAGGUUGAGGACGUGGUCGUCCAAGAGGGUGAAACCGUAUCUCUUACCUGUUCGGCCCCUGAAGGAUCCACUAUUUCUUUCUACAAAGACAACCAACUCUUGAGUGAAAUCACAGACGAGGAAGAUUUCACAAAACUCAAAGAAGAAACAUCUGCCACUGGUCACAAUAUGUUCGUGUGGCAGAAAGUGAUCCUGCAAGUCAAAUUAGAUCGUGACGGAGAAGUGUUCAAAUGUACAGCGGUUUUGGGAGAUCUCACCGUUUUAGAGCACACAUUCACCCUUGAGAUCAGUAGGAUAGCAUCUCUAGAGAUAUCUGCCGCCGAUAAGUACCACAAAGCCGGAAGUAAGAUUUCCUUGGUUUGUAUCGCCAACAAGAAACUCAGCUCUGCGAUAUCUUGGUGGGUCGAAGUGGAGGGGAGCGAAGAUAAACAGAUUCUCGCAGUCUCCAAUUCUAUAACCGUCGAAGAGGAGGUAAACUCUGACAGAGUGACAGAAGGCACGCUAACAUACCUAAGCGCAAGAGAGGAGCACUCUGGUAGCUACUACUGUAAAGGAGAGGAGAAGAGGAGCACUAACGAUAUGCCACUCAUGAUCAUCGCUACCAAGGACCAAGAAGAAUCGCUAACUGUGAAUGAUGGUGUCUUUUUCACCCUUAACUGCUGGUCUUACAAAGAAGAUUUCGAGUUCACCAAAGAUGGGUCUGUAUUCAGUGCCUACACCUUUGAAAAGACCUAUUCUGCUGUUGAUCUAGGACAUUGGGAGAAGAAGCUACUCAAGGUGAAACUUACCGACCAACAAGAUGGAAAGUUUGAGUGCGUAUCCAUGUUUGACACUUUCAAAGUUUCAUCUUUCAUCUACAACAUAGACGUGGUGCCUCUAGGUGAUACUGUCUUGACGCCAACUGAAGGAUAUCCAAUGAUCCCUCUUGGAACGGACCUGACGAUUACUUGUAAUCUUGUGGCUAUAGCUGAGGUAAACCUGAUUUGGAUGAAGGACGAUAAAGAGGUCAAUGACCGCUAUUACGAGAACGAAUACGAGGAGGACAUCAGCACUCAAACUAGUGUUCUUAUUUUGGAAAAUGUAAUUGUUGCUGAGUCAGGUUCUUACAGCUGUAUGACAGUUGAUCAAGGCUCGGCAUCUUCUGUAGAUGUAAAAAUCUUUGAUCCGAAGGAUUUCACGUACAUUGAGACAAAGUUCGAGGUGGUUAGCACAGAAGUGGAGUUCGUGUGCUACGGCGUGAGCGGAGAAGAUAUCACCGUCACCUGGGCUGGCGAGACUGUUGAACUAACGAACGAUGAUUAUGAAAAGAAGGAAGACUAUUCAAUUAGCGGUUUUGAGAUGGACAGAUAUGAGGUUAAAUACACAAUUGACUCACUCGAUGACGCUGGAACGUAUGGUUGUAAAAGUGAAGGGUACGGUCAUGAUAUUUACUCUCUGACCGGAACUCUAGAUGUUUUCACCAAGCCGGAGAUAAAGAUUCCAGGAAUUAUUGGGGGAAGUUACACUACAGUCGAAGGCUCUGAGUUCGAGGUUACUGGACAGAUCCAGGCUUCUAAAGAUAUCUCUGCGGAAACUAAAAUGGUCCUUGUCUUGGAACGAGAGGGGGAGAGUGACUUGGAAAAAGACCUCCCAAGUCCAACAUGGGACGAUAAAAUGAUUUCAAGUGUGUUCAAGGUCGAGAACGUUCCUGCCACAUACACCGGCGAAUACGUGCUCAAAGUAACCGCUGCCACCAAAAAGGCCGAAUCUGACGCUCUACCCUUGUUUGUAAUAGCCAAGCAUAUCGAGACAUACGAAGAGAGUUUAGCAGUCGGAGAGGAGCUGGAAAUUGUCUGCUACACCCAAGAGGGAUACGACAUCAAAUACUAUAUCGACGACAAGGAAGUAACGGACGUUAGCACUCUUGAUCUGGAGGAUGGGACCGACUACACAGACGGCGAGGAGAUUAUUUUCAAGACGAAAUUGUGGUUUUUAACAGCGGUUAAGGAGACAAGUAACGGAGUGUACAGAUGCAAGGGUUUCUAUAAAGACGAUAUAGUUGGAGACACAACUGUUACAUUCCACGUUCUCGUAUUCUCGGACAUGGUCACCUACCGUGCUGAACCAUUCGGAGGAGAUGUGAAGCUACUCUGUUACAAGGUAGUACAAACUGGAUCCUACAUGAAGUACUACUACAUGGGCACACAAGACGAGUCUGUGGCUCCUGAGAUUGGUAAAACCAUUGAAAAGGGUGGAAAGCAGUAUCAAGAGCACUUCUGGGUUCUUGGUGAGAUGACGGAAGAAAAGCAGGGUAAAUACAAGUGCGAGUCUUUCGUCAUGGAACAGAAGAUCGUGAGUAUGACGAGCGACCUGCUAGGGUACACCCUGACUGCACCUGUGGGGGUACUGUCUGAUACGGGCACGGCCACGGUGGAUUGUAUUUACAAGGGACCUACUGCAGAAACCAUGCUGUGGUAUCUGGACGGAGUGAAGAUAAACUCUGGCAUAACAACAUCUGGAACCAGUGCUGAUAGACAAGAUGGUGUAACAGUCAACAGUCUUACAGUCGAUAGUACCUUGAAAAUAGUGAAGUGCGAGUAUGAAUUAUCUGGAAACUACGACAUAAAAAUUAGCAAAGAAGUGUUGGUAACACAUGCUGCCUUGAGUAAGAUCGAGGAAGUCACUGCGUACUUCACAGACGAUGUCCAAAUCAAAUGUGACUACACUGGUUCUGAUAACCCCAAUAUCAUAUGGUACGACAUGACGGACCCAGAAAAGCCAAAUCCCAUAACAUCAACGGACGAAAAUGAUAAUGUGUACAUAGAGAAGACUGUGGACGGUAAAAAGCAGAGUGUGGAACUUUAUCUAAAAGAUCUGGGUUAUAAACAAGCACCUCUUUCUUGCAACAUCGAGUUUGCUCACUCGACCCGGUCUGAUCUCAAAUACGUCAACAAACAGCUCACUACGAUGAAGCGAAUCGGAUUUUCACAGGAACUACCAAACAACAUAAUGAGCUUACCUGGAACAAUCACCCUGAAGUGUGCCUGGGGUUCAAGUGACACUCCAGCAUCAGUCGAGUGGAAGAUUGAUGGAGAACCGCCUCAAAUUGAUACCUCCGAAACUAAAUCAUUUGGUUAUCAGAUGGAGAGUACACUUGAAGUAACCGUAGUAGAGAAUACUGGUGGAACAUACACCUGCAUCUUUAAGGACGGGCUGGACAAUGUGGGAGAGACCGAAACUGAGCUGUACGGUGCUUCACUCGAGAUUGACCAAGGAAAAGAGUUCUACCCGACCUUGGACGAUAAUAGAAUUACGUGUACUCUAACUACGCAAGGAACCGCCGCUAUGACCUGGCUCAAGGACCAACAAGUCGUAGAGACCUCUGCAUCUCAGGAGGUGGAGAUAGUCGACACUGCCGAAAUAGUUUUGACAUCCCUCAAGAUGGACCCUCUAUUGGAUGGCAUAUAUAUCUGCCAGGUUACCGCAUACGGGGAAACAUUCUCCAAAGAGAUCGAAUUAGCUCACACAGGAGUUGUUAUCGACGGUCCGCAGGAGAUAAUUGUAAGGAGCUCAGAAGCCAUUACUCUCACCUGUAACGCUGCUUCCAGAGCUAAAAUUGGAAAAAUCAGGUGGGAUGUUAACGGUAACAGACUCCCGCAAGGUAAAUUUGAGAACUCAGACUACGUAGAUUUUCAAAUGUCAUCUAAGCUGAUCACCAACCCUGUUGAAGACGCAAUAACGUACGGAGGCAAGGUGCUUGAUUACGAAUGUGUGGCUGCAACAGCAGCCGGUCUUGUCAAGGAGUACAAGGAAAUCACUGUCCUCGCCCUGGAACUGACUCCAGUCAAUGUUGUGGCAGUAGAAGGCACCUGGGAGUUAACGUGCACAGUUAUAUCAGAUAUCAAACCUAAGUUCGUUGUCAUGAAAAAGGGGGAUGAAGAAAAAAAGAAAUGGGCUGAUUUCAUGUUAAAGUCAGAGACGGGGCAAGAAUCCGACGGUGAGGAUUUGGGCCCAAAACCUGGAGAAGCGGACUACGUUGUUGGCGAAGGAGAAUAUACCUUCCAACAAGACGGCAAUGACUUUAUAAUGAAGGUGGACGUCAGUACAUACAAGGACGCUGGAACAUACACAUGUCAGCUCAUCUACGCAGACACCUCAGAAUCAUUUGAUACCUCUACCGUCAAAGUUAGGUCAGUUCUAUCACCCCAGCCAGAAAUAUACUACACGAAAAAGGAAACUGUGGAACUCACUUGUGUAAUCUAUAACGACGAAGCCCCUGAUUUUGGUAAAUGGUAUUAUGAUAACAAACUUGUCGGAAACAGCAUGGCUAUGGACGGUAAUUUGUACACAACAAACCACGAAGUUUCAGAUCCUGCACUCACUGAUGCGGGAGAGUACAGGUGCGAGUUUGGUUUUCCUGAUAAUAAAAACCCCUCACACACACUAAACCUUCAAUUUGCUGAACUUAAUAUGCUCAGUGAUGCGGUUGUGACAGUCGAAAGAGGUGGAAGUCUCGAAUUGGAGGCGUACGUUUACUCUAGCAACAUGGCAGACUUUAGUAUGAUAUGGUACCUAAACGGAGAAAAGGUAUCCGUAGCAAAAGGUUUCACACCAAGCUCGAAGAAGGAGGGUGAAGGUUUUAAGGUAACACUAAACAACCCCUCAAUUGGCACUGAAUUGGGGGGAGAGUAUCACGUGGAGUUCACCACUGUUACGUAUCCUGUCAAACUCGUUUCAUCUGUGGUAAAAGUAGCCGUCAUCGGCUCUGCCUCGGAGACAAACAUCGUCGGUAACGAUGGAGGUGCAUUGACUCUUUCCUGUGAGUACCAAGGAUCUGUAGCGCCUGCUUCUGUCACCUGGAACUACAAGUUCCAGCCAGUGGAUCAGAGCAAAUGGACGGUAAAUGAGGGAGAGUACCUAAACAACGUUCAAAAAAGCACGAUUACGGCCUCCUCGAUGACUGUUGAUGAGAGCGGAGAUUACGAUUGUGUUUUCAAAGUUGGUCAAAUAACAUUGACGACGACUAACACUGUGACAGUGAGAACCAUCUCCGUAAGCAAGUCUGGAACGCAAUACAUAACAUCUGAUACAUGGGAAAUUUCUGUAAUAGUGGGCUCUGUUGAUAAGCCUAAAAAUAUGUUUAUCAACCAAGGACAGAAAAGGAUAACUGCUUUAAAGCUGAAAGCGCUAGCUAAGGUUGGUGAUUCCCAAACUUACAUACUGACCUUGGAUUACAACAAGAACAAUAGGGCAGGUAAAGAUGACGGAGAAUACACGUUUGAAGCAGUUUGGAAAGAUGAAAUGACGCUAAAAACUGAUCCUGUUAACAUCAUAGCCAGGUUAGCCCUGACGGACGAAACAAAUGAGAAGCAAAUUUUCAUGGACAAUCUCGGGAAUAAAGAUCUUGUCCGAACCUGUGAAUACAGUGGAAAGGACAAACCUACUGUCGAGUGGCUGCUUGAGGACAAAGUGGUUGUCGCGGACGCAGAUCAUGUGAUCAAGACGGAUUCUAAGGAAGUGGAGGGUGCUUCGUCCACUUAUAAUAUUGCUAAAACUUCAAUCGUUAUAGAAAAGCCUACCUGGGAAGAUGGCGGAGUAUACACGUGCAAAUUCUCUUUUGCUGACGGAAACAACGUGGAAGUUACUGUCCCCAAGACUGUAGUCGUACAAGCCAGUGGUUUCAAGUCUUGCGAAACAUCUUUAGAUGGCAGUCUUGAACUUACUUGCAACUUCCAAACUAAGGAGACAGUAGAAUCUAUUGUGUGGACCAGAUGGGCUGAUGAGAUUAGUGAAGGAUUCCAGACGACAAAUUUCGUUGAUAACCAAAUCUCAUCUGUCCUAACCUUGACAGAUGCUAAACCUGAUCAGAAUGGAAGGUAUAUGUGUCAAGCGAAAGUUUCAGGAAGGGAAAACUCGUUCAAGUAUAAAACCGAUAUUCGAUUUGCCGAGCUGAACAUGGUAGUCGAGCCAGCCGCACCACAUUACGCCGGCAGCAAGGCUGUUAUCGUGUGCAGGGAUGUCGGAAAAUUUAAAGAUGUGGAGCUCAUAAAACCAGACGGACAAUCAGCUCCCAAGGUCCAGGGAAACCAGCGGUACAGUUUUGAGGUGUUGGAGUCAACCAAAGGGCGGUACACCUGUACAGGUAAAGCUACCAACUUGUGUGCGGAGUACGAGGAGGUGGAUGUCACUGGUAAGCAGGAGUCAGGUGAAGAGGGUGUGGAUAUACAACCAGUUAUGCCAACUGUCAUCAAACAGCCAGAAGAUAUAAGCGUGGAAUCAGGCGUGGAGGCUACAUUUACAUGCAUUGUACCGGCAGUUAAGGACGAUAAGUCCCGAAUGACUUGGCACAAAGAAGGGAACGAGGAUAAAAUCAUAUGGGGUAACAGCGUUGAGUACGAUACAGAAAAUAAAGAGUUGAUUAAAAAAUUAGUCUUUCGAAAAGCAUCAUUUGAUGCCAGUGGAAAAUACAAAUGCAGGGCAAAAUGGGGAGAAGUUGUACUAGACAGUGACUAUGCCACAUUGAAUGUUAUUGGUUUCAAGACCGCUCCAACGGACAAUAUGGGAUUGCUUGGUGGCCAAGCUAAGUUCACAUGUGCAAUUGUCAGCACCGAAGUUGUUACUCUCGAGCUAAAGACCUCAGAAGGUACUGGCAUUGUACCAAAUGUGGUAAUGGACACGCAACCUACCACAGAAUCAUGGGGUACAAUUUACACUGGUAUCGCAACCUUAUCAGGCCUUACUGAGGACAACGGUAAAGGUUCCUUCUUCUGUCAGGUAGCAGGGAAAGCAACGAAAUCAGACUCAGCUAACUUGCAAGUUUUAUCAUUUUUCGGAGAACCAGCAUUGUCUAAUUCGUGGACAGCUGGUGGGGACACAGCUGGAUUUACAGCCAACAUUGAAAGGUUCGAGUGGGGUGCAGAUGUCACCAUCACGUGGCAGAAGAAGCUCCAAGAUAGCUGGGAGGACGUUCCUGAGGGUGGAAAGUAUAUUGUCCAAAACGCUAAGGCAAAAUACUGGUACACCUUUAUUAACAUUCCAAGUUACUCAUUCAGUGCAGAUGAAGCCGUUGAAUGGAGAGUAAAACUGACUUUGCCUGAUCAAGGAGAAAAAAUAGGCGGGGAUCUUAUUUCCUCUUCGGCAUUCGUCCGUGAGGCCGGAAAAACUACUAUUGAAUUGAACAGUGCUGAUAAAUUCGUAGGAUCUACGUUUACUAUGACAUUCACCGUGACAGCUAGUGAAAGACCCAGCUACAUGAAAGUCAUGUUCAAUGGUAGACGAAAAAAAGCAUGGGAAAAACCAGAAGUAAUGACGCAUACAUUCGAAAAUAACUUAUCCACAGUUGUUGUGAAAAGCGAAACCCUGUAUUGGUACAGUUUGAAAAACAUCGGCUGCAAGACAACUGUUAGCAGCCAAGCAGUUGAAGCUGUUUUACCUUUCUAUCAAGUACAAAAACCAUGUAACACAUUAGAAAGAGCCAACGGAGACAUCACACUUUUAAAUAAAGAGGACAGCUCAUCUACGAUAAUAGGCUUAGUUGCUUCCCUGAAGUGUCACGUUCCGGAUGAUACGUCUUUCACCUAUCAACCGUACGAUACGUCCUUGACGGAGGUCACUUGUCUCUUCUCCACCGGAAAGUAUUCUGAAACCAUCACCACCUGUAACAAAGUCAUAGCUAUUGACUAUUCAUUGCUCAAAGUUGGCCUUUUCCUUGGUGUUGGCACCGGUUAUUGCGAAACCGAUCAAGCGGUGGCGGAUUUAGUUGUUACACUGAACAGUGGAGCAAACGGUGAUAAAGAUAAUUGUGGUUUCAAGAAUAUUGAAUUCCCAUGUGCUGAGAAUGAGGAUUGUGUGUUUCAGCCUUCUGAAACAGAUUGCUCUCCAAUGACUGCGGGUGGAAAUGAAGGAAUAUUCAUAAGCGCUGUAUUUAAGCUGGACGGCGAAAUUGAUAUCACUAAAGCUGCAAGAGAUGACCCAGGUUCCAAAUACUCCUUAUAUAAAGGACACGCGGACAGUAUAAACGCCUAUUACACGGCGGUUAAGAGCAUAUUUUGGAGAUGUGAGGAUCCUAGACGUCGUAAAAGGGAAGCUUUUCGGGGAAGAAUGAGCCAAUCUACCGAUGGGAGUGUUCCAACUACUAAGACUGCUUCAUUGACAACAACCCCUACUACACCAACUACACCAACUACAAAGUUCUUAACGCAAUCCAAAAAAGAGACAAAACCUCGAACCACUGAAAGACAUGUAACUGUCAAAAAAGAGACAAAACCUCGAACCACUGAAAGACAUGUAACUGUAACUAAGCAGCACAGGGAUCACAAAACAACCGUUGCCGAAGAUGUUGCUUUUGGGGAGGAAGAGCUUUAUGUUGCAGAGGAGUUUGACGUAUUGGACGUUUCUAGACUGGAAGAUGCUGAAGUUAUCUCACCACUGAACUUUGAACACCCGUACUCUGUUGAAUAUCCUGAUCCUGCAGACGAAACAGAAGAUAACUCAGACGGAACCAGUGAAGAUGAAACCGAGAGGACUCUUGGCUUGCCGAGGUGGGAGUUUAAUAUGGGCACUUUCAUUUUGUUUAUCGGACUUCUAGCUGGUGUAUCCGUCAUCUUCAUCUUCAAAAUAGUUGUUACUAUGAGGCAGAGGAUGGAGGGUAAUAAAGACUAUAAGUACGCUCAACUCUGCGAAUCCUAGAUAUGUAUUACAUAUAAUUGCACGACUGCUGACUUUCAAUAACAUUUUCUGUUUAGUUUAAUUUCUUCUGUAGGUAUUUUCUUUGCGUAGUAUAAGUUUUUAAUAAGUCAACAUAGAUUGAACACUGAUGGAAUUAGUUGACCCGCAAGUAAUGAUAAAUCACACAGUAGAAUGAUAUCAAUGAUAUGUCAAUUCUGUGGUGACAAAUGUAGUAAUGUUAUUUCUGUUGACUAAAACAUGAUAAUUAAAGAUUCUAAUUUAGUGAGUUUAUGAUUCUGUAGUUAUACCUGAUAGAAUAAUUGUUUUUCUUUUUGUCUGCCUUGAAUAAGUUUAGCUACAAGAACGAUAAAUUUAAUUAUUGACACGGAA
Molecule: messenger RNA, 15443 nt
Organism: Bolinopsis microptera
Lineage: Eukaryota; Metazoa; Ctenophora; Tentaculata; Lobata; Bolinopsidae
Exons: 38
Coding region: 105-15074 (4989 amino acids)
Biological process (GO): homophilic cell-cell adhesion; synapse organization
Cellular component (GO): axon; plasma membrane; neuronal cell body
Molecular function (GO): axon guidance receptor activity
Source: RefSeq, a predicted model, not a curated record